AAAUAGGCACAACUCGCGGCCGAUGGGAAAGGGUUGACCCAAGGCCCACCAAACGCUGCCCCUCACUGGGACCGCGGCUCCGCCAUGGCUCGUCGUCGUCGUUGGCGGCGGCGGCGGCGGCAGCGGGGCGGAGACGAGGAGGAGGAAGAGGAAGCGCAGGUGAGGUGGUGUCUUCACGCUUAGUACCUAGUGAUGUCCUGUUGGGCGUCAUUUCGUUUCACCCCAGCACCAAUUUCGGUUUCGUAUCGUCUUGUUCCAAAGGCCAAUGCCUGCAAGUUUUGUGAUUCCUAUGUUUCUGUGAAUUAUUCCAAUCUGGCGUAACAUCCUUGUACCGCAAGCGAGAUUACCAAACAUGGUUGAGAUAAGGGACUGGAUUGAUGGAAGAAGAGAAAGAUCGUAUAACCGGAUGGAGUUGGGGAAGAGGGAAGCUGGAGUUAGUUCUCCGAUUGUUCUCUUAUAUUGCAUAUAGCUCUUCUCAAAAUGUUUAUUUCUUCUUUUUAGUCUUCCAUAAUCCAUGGUCAUCUCGUUUUUUGAAAUAUUUGUUUGGUUUGCGCGACCGCAUCUUGCGGAGUGGAGGUUACGUUACGUUGCUUGUAUGUCGCCAGGGAGCAGAAGUGUGGGAUGGAGAAUAUAGAUUAGUCAGGUCGGAGCUGAUGGUAUCAUGGAAGGGCCGAUGAUUAUUCAGGGUACAGCAGGUAAGGGACUCAAGAGAGACGAGAAUUUUGUGGUAUUAAAGUGUACCGUGGAAUUGGUAUGGACUCAAUUUUUGGUCCAUAAUAUAACGAUGACUGUAGUUCAUCUGGUCUUGGAGCACAAUAGUCAAAGUCAAAAGUGGUAUGCUCCUUUUGUCCUUCAGUUGUGGACCAUGUUUCUGUUGCAAUAAUUUGGGAAAGAAGAUAUACUAUUAUACCACCAUGGAAGUUUAGCAGGAGCACAUGUGAAGAUUUAAUUUGGAUAUUGCUUGUUUUCUUUCUAUAACAAGAGUAAGGUAUCGUGUUUCCCAUGUUCUCUCUUGUAGAUUCAUUCCUCACAAGCAAUCUUGUUUGGAGAGUUGAUCUUCCAAGGAACUAAGAUUGUUACGAUUGAGCCGCUACCUAUAUGAGAUAGGCGGAUGGCCAUGUUUGGGACAAGAAGCUACUCUGUGUUUGGGGACAUACUUGAUGCCUUUCUGAUUCUACUUGUAUUGUCAACAUGCUGUUUGUCAAGCACAAUAACAACGGACAGCUUGUUACCAAAUAAACAAAUUUCAGAUGGGCAGACCAUUGUGUCUGCAAAUGAGACAUUCACUCUCGGCUUCUUUAGCCCUGGAACUUCUACAUAUCGGUAUGUUGGUAUAUGGUACAGCAAUGUUCCAAAUAGGACAGUUGUAUGGGUUGCUAAUAGAAACAAUCCGGUUCUAGAUACUUCUGGAAUCCUUAUGUUUGACACAAGUGGAAAUCUGGUAAUUUUAGAUGGCAGAGGCAGCUCGUUCACAGUAGCUUAUGGAUCAGGAGCAAAAGAUACCGAAGCAACUAUACUGGAUUCUGGCAACCUUGUCUUGAGGAGUGUCAGUAACCGGUCGAGGCUGAGAUGGCAGAGCUUUGACUACCCAACUGAUACAUGGCUCCAAGGAAUGAAUCUUGGAUUUGUUGGUGCACAAAACCAGUUGCUCACUUCAUGGAGGAGCUCAGAUGACCCAGCAAUAGGAGACUAUUCUUUUGGGAUGGAUCCAAAUGAGAAGGGUGAUUUUUUUAUCUGGGAGAGGGGCAAUGUCUAUUGGAAGAGUGGACUAUGGAAUGGCCAAUCGUAUAAUUUUACCGAGUCAGAAAGCAUGAGUUUCCUAUAUGUUUCCAAUGACGCCAGGACUACGCUCAGUUACUCUUCCAUACCAGCUAGUGGAAUGGUAAGGUAUGUAUUAGAUCACUCAGGGCAACUCAAACUCCUUGAACGAAUGGACUUUGUUUUACACCAGUGGCUUGUGCUUGGGAGCUGGCCAGAGGGAAGCUGCAAAGCAUAUAGUCCAUGUGGAGCUUUUGGCAUCUGUGCCGGAAAUCAAGACUGGCAAAACCGUUGCAAAUGCCCAAAAGGAUUUAAUCCAGGAGAUGGGGUUGGAUGGUCUAGUGGAGAUACCAGGAGAGGAUGUAUUAGACAAACUAAUAUGCAUUGUGUGGGUGAUAAAUUCUUUCAAAUGCCUGACAUGGGAUUGCCAGGAAAUGCAACAACAAUAUCUUCUAUUACAGGACAAAAGCAGUGUGAAUCAACCUGCUUGACGAACUGUUCCUGUACUGCUUAUGCUGUAUUGCAGGAUAAGUGCAGCUUGUGGUAUGGAAAUAUUAUGAACUUGAGGGAGGGGGAGAGUGGUGAUGCGGUAGGAACUUUCUAUCUUCGUCUGGCUGCCUCAGAGUUGGAAUCAAGAGGUACCCCAGUGGUCUUGAUUGCAGCUACAGUUUCUUCUGUUGCAUUUCUUAUUUUUGCCUCCCUUAUUUUUCUUUGGAUGUGGAGGCAGAAAAGCAAAGCAAAGGGGGUGGACACUGACAGUGCAAUAAAGCUUUGGGAGAGUGAGGAGACAGGUUCUCACUUUACCUCAUUUUGCUUCUCUGAAAUAGCAGAUGCAACAUGUAAAUUUUCGCUUGAAAAUAAACUUGGAGAGGGGGGAUUUGGUCCUGUCUACAAGGGCAACUUACCUGAAGGGCAGGAGAUUGCUGUUAAGAGACUUGCAGCACAUUCAGGACAAGGUCUACUUGAGUUUAAGAAUGAGAUCAUGCUGAUAGCCAAACUUCAGCACAGAAACUUAGUUAGGCUCUUGGGAUGCUGCAUCCAAGGAGAAGAAAAGAUACUUAUAUAUGAGUACAUGCCGAACAAAAGUUUGGAUUUUUUCCUCUUUGAACAAUCAAGAAGGGAAAUGUUAGACUGGACAACACGAAUAAGUAUAAUUGAAGGUAUUGCUCAAGGUCUCCUUUAUCUUCACAAGCAUUCGAGGUUCAGGAUUAUUCAUAGGGACCUGAAAGCAAGCAAUAUUCUGUUGGACAUCGAUAUGAAUCCUAAGAUAUCUGAUUUUGGUAUGGCAAGAAUAUUUGGUUCCAAAGAAACAGAAGCAAACACCAACCGGGUUGUUGGAACAUAUGGAUACAUGGCUCCGGAGUAUGCUAUGGAAGGCAUUUUCUCGGUUAAGUCUGAUGUGUUUAGCUUUGGAGUCUUGCUUCUAGAGAUUGUAAGUGGAAUUCGAAACGCUGGAUUUCACCAACGUGGGAACUCCCUUAACCUCCUUUGUUAUGCAUGGGAACUAUGGAAAGAAGGAAGGUGGUCCGAGCUCGCUGAUCCAUCCAUAUAUAACGCAUGUCCAGAGCAUAAGGUAUUGAGAUGCAUUCAUGUCGGCCUGAUGUGCGUACAGGAGAGUCCCAUCAAUCGACCUACCAUGACCGAGAUAAUUUCAGCGCUUGAUAAUGAAAGCACCACCCUGCCUGAACCGAAGCAGCCUGCCUUCGUCUCCGCUGGGAUUUGGACUGAAGCUGGUGUUCACGGAGGAACACACUCCAUAAACGGAAUGACAAUUUCCGACACGCAAGGUAGAUAGUAUCAUGUCAAUUAAUUGAUGCCUCUUAAUUGAACCUUCCUGAUGUGAAACUCUAAAGAACUUAGCAACCGGGUAUGUUUUGCAAGGGCGGUCAGAGGUGUAUCUAUACGGUAUCUACAUAGAGCUUAGAGGGGUAGGGCCGUAGGGGUGGGUACAAUUUUCCCGAAAACCGCACACCGAACCGAAACAACAGUUUUCUCGGUGUUUGGAGUGACGUUCGGUUUUCCUUUUUACAUACUUGGGUGAUCGGUGUGUGGCUCGGCUUUUGUUAAGUUGAAACCGAUAAUACCGUAUAAACCGAGGUCUAUAUUGUAACCUUAUGUUGGCUCAGCAAUUCAGGCCCAAGUCAGUUCAAGACCCA
This is a messenger RNA of Oryza sativa Japonica Group (Japanese rice), 3914 nucleotides long. Its product is annotated as cysteine-rich receptor-like protein kinase 10. Gene Ontology annotation, molecular function: protein serine/threonine kinase activity; ATP binding. Gene Ontology annotation, cellular component: plasma membrane. Gene Ontology annotation, biological process: protein phosphorylation; recognition of pollen. The record is from RefSeq and is a predicted model, not a curated record. NCBI's taxonomy places the organism in Eukaryota, Viridiplantae, Streptophyta, Magnoliopsida, Poales, Poaceae.